GCGAUUUCGUGGCUGGAGUGGUGUAUAAAGAGUGGUGCCUGAGGAAGGAUUCCAGGCCUUUGGUUCAGACUGUACGAGAGCUCCAGUUUUAUCCGCUUCGCAGAUUCUCCUCUCUACAUACAUACGCAGGAACGAAGGAUCAUCAUGGUACAAGUCGGCAAUUGGUUGUUCAGUCCGCUCGUCCAGUCGUUCCCUCAGACCGUAAUCCCGAACGCUCAGGUUUGGAGCGUGACGAGCAAUGUCACGGAUUUGAAGUAUCAGAUUGAGGUCGCAUGGCCGUUGGAAUGGAGCUCGAGGAAUACGAAUAGUACGGUUGAAACCAUGUACAUCCUCGAUGGAAACGCCCUCGGCUUCGGCGCGACAGAAGCCUUCCGUCGCCGCCGCCCCGUCGAGUUUAACCAACCCGACACCAUUGUCGUCAGCAUUGGGUACCCCAUCAGCGACUCACCAUACAGCGCGCAACGUAGCAUCGACUUUCAGCCGCCUUGGUGUUUGAACUGCACUGCUCCUUCAGCUCCCGGCGUUCGUUCCGGCGCAGAAGAUUUCAUCAAAUUUAUUGACAAGACCCUGCGCCCGUGGGUUAAACAAAGCGUCUUUCCCGCCGUAAAUUUCCACCGCGAUGCGAUAUACGGGCAUUCCUUCGGCGGCCUUUUUACACUUUAUGCGCUGAUAUCACAUCCCACCCUCUUUGACACAUUUCUCUCUGCCUCACCCGCGCUCUUUUGGAACAACGGGUACAUCCUGACCAACCUUACGCUCCUGAACACCCAUAAUCUGUCCAAAAAGCAAAAACCCGCGUACCAGAUCAGCUACGGAGCCAUCGAACAGUUUCCAGUGAAACGACGUACAGAAACACAGGCAGAUUUUGACUUUAGGAAGAGUAUCCUUGAGUCGAUGAAGAUGACGGAUAAUUGUAAUGCGUUGUAUAAUGGACUGAAGACGAGUUCGAAGUUGCGAGAUGUGCAGUUGCACGCGUAUCCUUUUAGCGAUCAUGCGGCGGUUGGAGGUGCAGCAAUUAGUGAUGGGAUUGAUUAUUUCUUGGAUUGGUGAAGUGAGACGUUGAACAUGACUUAUGUGAUGAGGGAAGAGAUGCGUAUCAAAAGCUUUGCCUGAG
Messenger RNA from Lindgomyces ingoldianus, 1114 nucleotides. Its product is annotated as alpha/beta-hydrolase. Gene Ontology annotation, molecular function: hydrolase activity, acting on ester bonds. Lineage: Eukaryota; Fungi; Ascomycota; Dothideomycetes; Pleosporales; Lindgomycetaceae. The coding region runs from base 145 to 1050 and encodes 301 amino acids. The transcript is spliced from 2 exons. The record is from RefSeq and is a predicted model, not a curated record.